Molecule: messenger RNA, 1124 nt
Organism: Ruditapes philippinarum (Manila clam)
Lineage: Eukaryota; Metazoa; Mollusca; Bivalvia; Venerida; Veneridae
Product: transmembrane protein 41B-like
Exons: 7
Coding region: 61-945 (294 amino acids)
Cellular component (GO): endoplasmic reticulum membrane
Source: RefSeq, a predicted model, not a curated record
UCUCAGUCCUUAUAGGAAGAAAAUACACAGUAGGCAUAUUAAACGAACACCAUUUUCAAAAUGGAGACCUCGGCCUCGGGCAGAAAAAUUUUGACACAUCAUGACGAAAUGAAAAAACAUGUUUUACCCGAUUCAGGUUCUGAUGAACAAGAGUUUACACAGUUGAAGACAAAAGAAACGUUUCAUGCCAGUGCAGGGAUACAAGAUGAUAGUGGGAGUACCAGAUCAUUGAUAUUGUUGGUUCUGAUAUUUUUAACAGCUGUAGCAAUGCUCAGUCUGGUCUACCUCAACUUUCCUAAACUAACACAGGAAGAAAAACAUCAUAUAAAGUUACCAAGGGAUAUAGAAGAUGCCAAGAAUCUCGGGAAAGUUUUGUCAAAAUACACUGAUAAAUAUUAUUUCCAAGUUCUGUCAGGGUAUUUUGUCACAUAUAUAUUUUUGCAAUCAUUUGCUAUACCUGGGUCUAUAUUUCUGAGUAUAUUGUCAGGGUUUCUCUUCCCUUUCUUUCUAGCCUUGUUUAUGGUGUGCUUCUGUUCAGGAAUUGGGGCAACCUUUUGUUAUCUUCUAUCAUACUUGGUUGGUAGGCGACUUGUGAUCAAAUACAUUCCUGAAAAAGUCUCGGACUGGCAAUCUCAUGUGAAUCAUCAUAGAGAGCAUUUAUUAAACUAUAUAAUAUUUCUGCGUAUUACACCUUUUCUACCUAACUGGUUCAUCAAUAUAGCAUCACCUGUGAUAAAUGUACCUCUACUGCCAUUCUUCAUAGGAACUUUCCUUGGUGUAGCACCACCAUCAUUUGUAGCAAUACAAGCAGGAACAACUCUACAUCAGCUCACAUCUUCAGGAGAUGCUGUGUCAUACACAUCAAUGAUUAUACUUGCAGUAUUUGCCCUAGUUUCACUUCUGCCUGUUCUCUUCAAAAAGAAAUUAAAGGCAAAGUUUGAUUGAAUCAUGUGGUCAGCUUUCAGGGGUUUCCUUUCAAUCAUGUGUUCUGCAAAACGGUUUUAUUUUAAUGUUGAAUUUUGUGGAUUUUUUUUACCCAACAUUUGGGGACGCCAGAUGUUCUGGAACAAAUUCUUUUUAUGUUGAAGGACGUUAUGAGGCACACUUUUGUUUUUAAUUUCCAA